GAUCCUGUCUCCAUCCGUCGCCAUUCCCUUCUCCUUUUCUAUCUACAAAACGCGCGACGGCAUUGACGAACAACCGAGGGCAUUCGUCGCCGCUGCUCAGGCUUCUUUUCCCUCUCUUAUUUUGUUUUCAAAUCAUCACAUUUCGCUUCGUUGCCCAUCAUGAGCAGCCUGCGCUUCCUCGAUCUCGUAAAGCCAUUCGUGGCAUUCCUGCCCGAGGUCCAGCAGCCUGAGAGCAAGGUCCCCUUCAACCAAAAGUUGAUGUGGACAGGUCUCACUUUGCUGACCUUCUUGGUCAUGAGCCAGAUGCCGCUGUACGGUAUCGUGUCCUCUGAUACCUCCGAUCCCCUAUACUGGUUACGUAUGAUGAUGGCGAGUAACCGUGGAACGCUGAUGGAGCUGGGUAUUACGCCCAUCAUAUCCUCUGGCAUGGUCUUCCAGCUCUUGGCUGGUACCCACAUGAUCGACGUCAACCUCGACCUCAAGUCCGACCGCGAAUUAUACCAAACCGCCCAGAAACUCUUCGCCUUAAUCUUGUCGGCUGGUACCGCCACUGUUUACGUCUUCACUGGUCUCUACGGCCCACCUUCGGAAUUGGGCGCUGGUAUUGUCUUCCUGUUGAUCCUCCAGCUCGUGACGGCUGGAAUGAUCGUCAUCCUUCUUGACGAGCUUCUACAAAAAGGCUACGGUCUUGGUAGCGGUAUCUCUCUGUUCAUCGCCACCAACAUUUGCGAAUCGAUCGUCUGGAAGGCUUUCUCACCCACCUCAAUCAACACUGGUCGCGGACCAGAAUUUGAGGGUGCGAUUAUUGCCCUGUUCCACCUGUUGAUGACAUGGCCCAACAAGCAACGUGCUUUACAAGAAGCGUUUUAUCGCCAGAACCUCCCCAACAUCAUGAACUUGCUGGCAACUUUGGCCGUUUUCGCCGCUGUUAUCUACCUCCAGGGUUUCCGUGUCGAAAUUCCCGUCAAGAGUUCUCGCCAGCGUGGCGCUCGCGGCAGCUAUCCUGUGCGCCUCUUCUACACAUCCAACAUGCCCAUCAUGUUGCAAUCUGCUCUCUCGUCCAACGUCUUCCUUAUCAGCCAAAUGCUAUACUCCCGCUUCUCUGAUAAUCUCCUUGUCCGCAUGUUCGGUGUUUGGGAAGCCAAGGAAGGCUCCGCGCAACUCUCUGCCAUCUCUGGACUCGUCUACUAUAUGUCACCCCCUCUAAACUUCCGUGAUGCCCUCUUGGACCCUAUCCACACGGUCGUCUACAUCUUUUAUAUGGUCGCUGCCUGUGCCAUCUUCUCGACUACAUGGAUUGAAGUCUCUGGCUCCAGCCCUCGUGAUGUUGCCAAGCAACUCAAGGACUCUGGGCUCGUUAUGGCCGGACACCGUGACCAAUCUAUGUACAAGGAGCUCAAGCGCAUUAUCCCUACGGCGGCCGCUUUCGGAGGUGCCUGCAUUGGUGCUCUCUCUGUUGCCAGCGAUCUAAUGGGUGCUCUUGGUUCGGGUACCGGUACCCUUCUCGCCGUCACUAUCAUCUACGGCUACUUCGAGAUCGCCGCCAAAGAAGGUGAUCUUGCCGGUAUGAAGGGCAUGGUAAUGGGCUAAUUGCUCAUGGCCGCGUCUCCAUUCAUCUUCUACAUGUCUUCAGCACGAUUUUCGUGCGAGAACAGUAAUACGGUGGCUUUAGGCCGUGUGUAAUACCAGAAAUACUAAGGGUCCAUAAAAAGUUAUGAGGUGUUCACGGGAUGGCGGAGCUUGGAAAUUGCAUCGGCGCCGGCGGACACUUCGGCCCAGGAGUUCUCACCUGAGGAAAAAGAAGAACGUACCAUUAUUCUGUAUUUAUUAAAAUGAUGCAUGAGGCAGUCAGGUGUACGUAAAAAUUCUAUGUGAUUGCUCCAUUGCGAGAUCGGAGUCUUGGUCUGCUCUCGAUCAUGCGCUAUUUGACG
Molecule: messenger RNA, 1931 nt
Organism: Xylaria bambusicola
Lineage: Eukaryota; Fungi; Ascomycota; Sordariomycetes; Xylariales; Xylariaceae
Product: SecY subunit domain-containing protein
Exons: 8
Coding region: 160-1590 (476 amino acids)
Biological process (GO): SRP-dependent cotranslational protein targeting to membrane, translocation; post-translational protein targeting to membrane, translocation
Cellular component (GO): Sec61 translocon complex; membrane
Molecular function (GO): transmembrane protein transporter activity; ribosome binding; signal sequence receptor activity
Source: RefSeq, a predicted model, not a curated record